AUGGUCAAGAGCCACCCCGCGGUCAUCGCCUUGGGCCAGAAGAAGGGCCACCCCGUCACCAAGUUCAAAGCUGCCUCCAAGCAGUCCAAGCAAGCCAGGCCUUCAGAGCGUAAGGGCGCCCUUGGCAAGAGAGUCCGUCUCAUCCGUCAAGUCAUCGGAGAGGUCGGCGGCGUCUCAACCUACGAGAAGAGAGUUAUCGAGUUCCUCAAGGCCGGCUCCGUGAAGGAUACCAAGCGUGCCCUCAAGCUCUCCAAGAAGGCCCUCGGCACCCAUCGUCGCGCCAAGCUAAAAAGAGAGUCACUCAUGAACCUCCUCAGAGCUCAACAAGCCAAGGCAAAGAAAUGA
Molecule: messenger RNA, 345 nt
Organism: Nymphaea colorata (pocket water lily)
Lineage: Eukaryota; Viridiplantae; Streptophyta; Magnoliopsida; Nymphaeales; Nymphaeaceae
Exons: 1
Coding region: 1-345 (114 amino acids)
Biological process (GO): cytoplasmic translation
Cellular component (GO): ribosome; cytosolic large ribosomal subunit
Molecular function (GO): structural constituent of ribosome
Source: RefSeq, a predicted model, not a curated record